AUGCCCCCGGAGAGUCUAGCAGAAGGAACAACCCAAUUAUACAGACCAAGAAGCUAUGCCGAGGCAAAAUCAGGCAACAGAAAAAGAUUGCAGGUUGCUGCCACCAACCAUGCAUUGUCCGUGUGGAAGGAGCCGGGUGGCUGCUAUGCACUGGCUACUAAACUAUUACAGCAUCAUGUUCAUUCGGGUUCUAAGAAGACAGAUUCGGAGACGGACUUGAAAAAGCAGGGAACUGCUAACUUGAUGGCUUGCCGGAGGAAGACAGAGUGCGGUCAGUUUGCAGCUGCUAUAGGUUUGCUCUCCUCAUCUGGGGUGUCUCCUUGCAGCGAGAAAACUUACCUCGAUUUGCAAGAUAAGCACCCUCCUGCUCAUUCACCUGCUAUUCCUGAUGAUGUUUUCUUGGCUGAACCUAUCACGGUGGAUUCUCGUGCUGUGUUGGGAGCUAUCAAAAGCUUCCCAAAAGGUACAUCGUGUGGGCGUGAUGGUCUUCGGGAUCAGCAUCUGGUUGAUGUGAUGAGUGGAGCAGAUGUAUCGGUGGCGGAUAAUCUUCUCGCUUCGAUUAUAGGGGUUGUCAACCUUUGGUUGGCCGGUACAUGCCCUGCGUCUCUAGGUGAGUUCGUCGCCAGUCCACCCCUAACUCCUUUGCUUAAGCCUGGGGGUGGUAUUCGGCCUAUUGUUGUGGGCACGGUUUGGCGAAUAUUGGUCUCAAAAGUAGCUGCCUUCUCUGUUGGUAAAGACAUGACUUCUUACUUAGGCGAUUACCAAUUUGGAGUUGGAGUGCCUGCUGGAGGAGAGGGUAUUUUACAUGUUGUAAACUGCUUACUAGAGAUGAAAGGGCAUUCCGAUAAAAUGUCAAUGUUGCUUAUUGACUUUUCCAAUGCCUUUAACAUGGUGAGAAGAACUCAGCUCAUCAAAGAAGUUCGCCUACAUUGUCCAGGUAUUUCUCGCUGGGUAGAAUUUUGUUACUUGCGUCUUGCUAAGCUCUAUUAUGACCAAUAUAUUUUGUCGUCUGCACUUGGAGUUCAACAAGGAGACCCCCUCGGUCCCUUACUGUUUGCGUUGACACUUCACCCCCUAGUGAAGUCGAUUGCUUCUCGAUGCACACUUGAUUUACACGCUUGGUACCUUGAUGAUAGCACUAUUAUUGGUGAUACUUUGGAGCCUUCGAUUGAUCCCAGAAGCACAACUGAUGGUGUUUUUCCAUCUGAUAUUGGUAGACCCUCUAAUGGUGUUAAACUUAUUGGUGGUCCGGUGGGUUUAGAUUUGAACUUUAUUAGUGGCAUGUUGUUGACCAGGGUGAGUAAGACUGUUCAACUAAUGUCGGUGAUCAAAAAACUCAAAGACCCACACAGUGAGAUGCUAUUAUUUCGCAAUUGUACUGGUGUAUCUCGAUUAUAUUUUGCAAUGCGAACGACCAAUCCAGCAGCCUUACAACCAGCCACUGAUCUUUUUGAUGACCAUUUAUUUAAGUAUUUACGUUUACUCAUCACCGGAGAUGGUGCUGGUUUUGGUCCCCUGCAACAGAGAUUAGCCACCUUGCCCAUCAAAGAGGGUGGUCUUGGCAUUUAUACCAUGGCUGACACUCGUGCUUACUGCUAUCUCGCUUCCCAGAGUCAGACAGCUUCAGUGAAGAAGAUAAUUCUUGGUAAUUUAUUCUCAACAAACAAAGGAUCUGCUUAUCAGCUGGUUCUUCAGAACUUUAUCCAGUGUAACCGUGUCAAUCAUGCUCAAGAUUAUAUAUUAGCGAUACCUAUUAGUGGGCUCAAUCAGUGCUUCAGCCCUAGACAGUUACGAGUUGUACUCUGCUAUAGACUUGAUAUCCCUUUGUUUGUUGAGGAUAGUUUAUGA
Molecule: messenger RNA, 1848 nt
Organism: Papaver somniferum (opium poppy)
Lineage: Eukaryota; Viridiplantae; Streptophyta; Magnoliopsida; Ranunculales; Papaveraceae
Exons: 4
Coding region: 1-1848 (615 amino acids)
Source: RefSeq, a predicted model, not a curated record